Molecule: messenger RNA, 1295 nt
Organism: Hippopotamus amphibius kiboko
Lineage: Eukaryota; Metazoa; Chordata; Mammalia; Artiodactyla; Hippopotamidae
Gene: TSSK2
Product: testis specific serine kinase 2
Exons: 1
Coding region: 23-1099 (358 amino acids)
Biological process (GO): intracellular signal transduction; protein phosphorylation; microtubule cytoskeleton organization
Cellular component (GO): cytoplasm
Molecular function (GO): tau-protein kinase activity; protein serine/threonine kinase activity; ATP binding
Source: RefSeq, a predicted model, not a curated record
GGCGCCGGCCGCUCCUGGCACCAUGGAUGAUGCCGCGGUGCUGAGGAAGAAGGGCUACAUCGUGGGCAUCAACCUGGGCAAGGGCUCCUACGCCAAAGUCAAGUCCGCCUACUCGGAGCGCCUCAAGUUCAACGUGGCGGUCAAGAUCAUCGACCGCAAGAAGACGCCCACGGACUUUGUGGAGAGAUUCCUUCCCCGGGAGAUGGACAUCCUGGCAACCGUCAACCACCGCUCCAUCAUCAAGACCUACGAGAUCUUCGAGACCUCCGACGGCCGCAUCUACAUCGUCAUGGAGCUCGGGGUCCAGGGCGACCUCCUCGAGUUCAUCAAGUGCCGCGGGGCCCUGCAGGAGGACGUGGCCCGCAAGAUGUUCCGGCAGCUGUCCUCGGCCGUCAAGUACUGCCACGACCUGGACGUCGUCCACCGAGACCUCAAGUGCGAGAACCUGCUCCUCGACAAGGACUUCAACAUCAAGCUGUCCGACUUCGGCUUCUCCAAGCGCUGCCCGCGGGACGGCAGCGGCCGCCUGGCGCUGAGCAAGACCUUCUGCGGGUCGGCGGCGUACGCGGCCCCCGAGGUGCUGCAGGGCGUCCCCUACCAGCCCAAGGUGUACGACGUCUGGAGCCUGGGCGUCAUCCUCUACAUCAUGGUCUGCGGCUCCAUGCCCUACGACGACUCGGACAUCAAGAGGAUGCUGCGCGUCCAGAAGGAGCACCGCGUGGACUUCCCGCGCUCCAAGCACCUCACGGGCGAGUGCAAGGACCUCAUCUACCGCAUGCUGCAGCCGGACGUCAGCCGGCGGCUGCACAUCGAUGAGAUCCUCAGCCACGCGUGGCUGCAGCUCCCCAAGCCCAAGGCCACGUCUUCAGCUUCCUUCAAGAGGGAAGGCGAGGGCAAGUACCGGGCCAAGUGCACACCGGACACCCGGCCAGGCUCGCGGCCCGAGCACCGGCCCGACCACCAGCUGGGGGCCAAGACCCAGCCCCGGCUGCUGGCGGUGCCCGAGAGCGAGGACAGGACAGAGGACCGGCUGGCCGAGACCUCCAGGGCGAAGGACCACCCAGUCUCCGGAGCCGAGGUGGGGAAGGCGAGCACCUAGCGGUGCGGAGGGCCUGGGGGGCGUGGCGCAGGGAGCGCCCCUGAGCUCAGUAGGAGGUAGCAGCGGAAGAAGGCACAGGUGCAAGAACGAGUAAAAUCCGUCAAUUAAACCUCUAUUUUGAUUACGUUCUAUUAGCUUUCUUCCACUUAGUAGCAAAGACGUGAAAUCCUGACCACAAAUAAACCACAGAGUGUAU